Messenger RNA from Darwinula stevensoni, 2672 nucleotides. NCBI's taxonomy places the organism in Eukaryota, Metazoa, Arthropoda, Ostracoda, Podocopida, Darwinulidae. The record is from the annotation of a GenBank genome assembly.
AAUGCAUCCUUUUUCUGCAUCGAAAAGGAGUUAGUGCAUGUGAAAGAACUUUCUGUGGGGUCGAGGGAAAUGGAUGAUGUGAAAGUGAGCUAGGGUCCAUCCAUUGUGGACUCCUGUGCCAUCCGUGUGGAAUCGAAGUGCCAUCCAGGAUGCAGGACCCAACACUGCAUGACCCGUCACACCUUCUCUGGGAUCUCUGCAAGCUAGUCACCCACUGCCGAAAUGAGGAGGCCCUGUUGCCAACGUACCGGUGGUGCGAGCGGAUGUUGACCCUGGAUGGUGCAUCCUUGAGGGGAGGCCCAGGGAAUUCUCUCCAGACCAUGGAGAGCCUGGGGCAGAUCAUUGCGAGGCAGCUGGUACGGGAAGGACGCAACACCGAUGCCCGUCGCAUCCUUCGCUCUGCUGCACUCCUCAAGGACAAGAGGAGUAGAGCAGGAGAGGAGUUCCCAUCGGGGGUGUCGAGCAUCAGGAGAGACGAGGCCUUGGGCCGACCCUCUUCGUCUCAGGGUGUCCCUUUGUCGUCUCAGGCCUUCCCUGCAUCCUCCUCUUCCUCCUUGAGCCACAAUUCUGCCACCAGAAACACAAUUCGCAUUCAUGGUGAAGAACUUCCUGGCUUGUCGAAUGAGAAGCAGAGGAGAAGCCCAGAUGCCGAGCCACUGGGAGCGAAGAAGACGAGUCCAGAUGCCGAGUUGCUGACGGAGAUCCUCCUGGUUCUCCAGGGGGUUGAGAGCCGGCACAUUCGGUGGGAGUCCCGGCGGCAGGAGUUCGUCCUUCAUCGUGACUUCAAGAUCCCAUUACCGGCCCCAAAGCAGCACCAGUUGCUACGCCUGUGCGAGUCUGGUUGGGUGUACCAGAGGGUCAGAGGUUACUGUGACUCUCUGGGGAAGAGUGGGGGAUUAGUGGGCGAGGCCCUCGUCUCUGCCUUGCGCUCUCACCUCCAUAAAUAUCUUGGCCAUCUCACUGUCCUUGAUCAGCAGUUGCAAAGCGGGCAGCUGACACUGAUGCGCCUGGUGCUGUGGAUGGAGGAGCCACGGGAGGAGCUCCAAUUUCUUGCUGCCGUAGCAACAAGAGCAGAGGGGCUGAAGGGUGGAGCACUUCUUUCUCUACUCUACCACUUCUCCCAUCAUGGCGAUGUGGCUCGUCAAGCCCUUGCUCUGAGCCUUCUUGCAGAGGCUUGUCGUCCACUGCGGUUGAUGCUCACCGAUUGGGUCGUGAAGGGACGACUCCGGGACCCAUACCAGGAGUUCUUUGUUGCAGAGGAUCCAUCAAUCCCAUUACCGGCCCCAAAGCAGCACCAGUUGCUACGCCUGUGCGAGUCUGGUUGGGUGUACCAGAGGGUCAGGGGUUACUGUGACUCUCUGGGGAAAAGUGGGGGAUUAGUGGGCGAGGCCCUCGUCUCUGCCUUGCGUUCUCACCUCCAUAAAUAUCUUGGCCAUCUCACUGUCCUUGAUCAGCAGUUGCAAAGCGGGCAGCUGACACUGAUGCGCCUGGUGCUGUGGAUGGAGGAGCCAAGGGAGGAGCUCCAAUUUCUCGCUGCUGUAGCAACAAGAGCAGAGGGGCUGAAGGGUGGAGCACUUCUUUCUCUACUUUACCACUUCUCCCAUCAUGGCGAUGUGGCUCGUCAAGCCCUUGCUCUGAGCCUUCUUGCAGAGGCUUGUCGUCCACUGCGGUUGAUGCUCACCGAUUGGGUCGUGAAGGGACGACUCCGGGACCCGUACCAGGAGUUCUUUGUUGCAGAGGAUCCAUCAGUAAAACGAGAGCUCUGGUGGCAGCACAAGUACUCUCUCAGGGAAAGAAUGGUACCUGAAUUUAUAUCGAAGGACAUGGCAGAGAAAGUGGUGUCUUCAGGAAAGGGGAUCAAUUUCCUGGCAGAGGUGUGCCAUGAAAUGGAUCUACUCAUUCGGUGUGGGGAUCAUGUCCAUGCAAAGCUCCUCAACACCAGCUGUAGGUUCUUUCAGAAGCUAGAGAUCCCAUUACCGGCCCCAAAGCAGCACCAGUUGCUACGCCUGUGCGAGUCUGGUUGGGUGUACCAGAGGGUCAGGGGUUACUGUGACUCUCUGGGGAAAAGUGGGGGAUUAGUGGGCGAGGCCCUCGUCUCUGCCUUGCGUUCUCACCUCCAUAAAUAUCUUGGCCAUCUCACUGUCCUUGAUCAGCAGUUGCAAAGCGGGCAGCUGACACUGAUGCGCCUGGUGCUGUGGAUGGAGGAGCCAAGGGAGGAGCUCCAAUUUCUCGCUGCUGUAGCAACAAGAGCAGAGGGGCUGAAGGGUGGAGCACUUCUUUCUCUACUUUACCACUUCUCCCAUCAUGGCGAUGUGGCUCGUCAAGCCCUUGCUCUGAGCCUUCUUGCAGAGGCUUGUCGUCCACUGCGGUUGAUGCUCACCGAUUGGGUCGUGAAGGGACGACUCCGGGACCCGUACCAGGAGUUCUUUGUUGCAGAGGAUCCAUCAGUAAAACGAGAGCUCUGGUGGCAGCACAAGUACUCUCUCAGGGAAAGAAUGGUACCUGAAUUUAUAUCAAAGGACAUGGCAGAGAAAGUGGUGUCUUCAGGAAAGGGGAUCAAUUUCCUGGCAGAGGUGUGCCACGAAAUGGAUCUACUCAUUCGGUGUGGGGAUCAUGUCCAUGCAAAGCUCCUCAACACCAGCUGUAGGUUCUUUCAGAAGCUAGAGGUGUAA